Molecule: messenger RNA, 1143 nt
Organism: Cariama cristata (Red-legged seriema)
Lineage: Eukaryota; Metazoa; Chordata; Aves; Cariamiformes; Cariamidae
Gene: KRR1
Product: KRR1, small subunit (SSU) processome component, homolog (yeast)
Exons: 10
Coding region: 1-1143 (380 amino acids)
Cellular component (GO): small-subunit processome; nucleolus
Molecular function (GO): RNA binding
Source: RefSeq, a predicted model, not a curated record
AUGGCGGAUCCUCCUGAGGCCGCUGAGGCUGGGCCGAAGCAAAAAGAAAAACAAAAAAACAAAAAGAAAGCGGCGACAGUUGAUGAAUCUGAGCUUCUCACUGUGCCAGAUGGAUGGAAAGAGCCAGCCUUUACAAGAGAGGAUAAUCCGAAAGGACUGCUGGAAGAAAGCAGUUUUGCAACGUUAUUCCCAAAGUAUAGAGAAGCGUACUUGAAAGAGUGCUGGCCACUUGUCCAGAAAGCCUUGAGUGAGCAUUAUGUGAAUGCAACGCUGGAUCUAAUUGAAGGAAGCAUGACUGUCACUACCACUAAGAAGACUUUUGAUCCAUAUGCAAUCAUCAGGGCAAGAGAUUUAAUAAAACUUCUGGCAAGAAGCGUUCCAUUUGAACAGGCAGUUCGUAUCCUUCAGGAUGAUGUUGCAUGUGACAUCAUUAAAAUAGGCACUCUGGUGAGGAAGAGAGACACUUUUAUAAAAAGAAGAGGACGACUUCUUGGGCCAAAAGGAUCUACUCUGAAGGCCCUGGAACUGUUAACAAACUGUUAUAUUAUGGUGCAAGGCAACACUGUUUCAGCUCUUGGGCCCUUUAGUGGGCUAAAAGAGGUUAGAAAAGUUGUUCUGGACACAAUGAAGAAUAUACAUCCCAUAUAUAACAUUAAGACUUUGAUGAUCAAAAGGGAAUUAUCAAAAGACCCUGAACUGAGGUCACAAAGUUGGGAAAGAUUUUUGCCAAAGUUCAAGCGGAAGAACUUGAAGAAACGCAAGGAGCCAAAGAAGAAAAAUACUAAGAAGGAGUACACACCGUUCCCACCUCCGCAGCCAGAAAGCCAGAUUGAUAAAGAAUUGGCAAGUGGUGAAUACUUCUUGAAAGACAGACAGAAGAAACGAAAGCGAGUGGAAGAGAUAAAGGCAAAGCAAGCAGAUGCAAUCAAGAAAAGACAAGAAGAAAGAAAUAAAGCUUUUAUCCCACCAAAAGAAAAGGCAGUUGUGAAAACAAAGAAAGCCUCCACUGAGAAAAAAAUUGAUAUCGAAGCCAUCAAGGAGAAGGUAAAGAAUGCAAAGAAGAAGAAAUUAGGAGCACUUCCUGCGGAAGAGGUGAAGUUAAAAAUGGCAGCAGAUGAAAAGAAAAAAAAGAAAAAGAAGUAA